Molecule: messenger RNA, 2907 nt
Organism: Galdieria sulphuraria
Lineage: Eukaryota; Rhodophyta; Bangiophyceae; Galdieriales; Galdieriaceae
Product: nucleotidyltransferase family protein
Exons: 1
Coding region: 211-2841 (876 amino acids)
Biological process (GO): RNA 3'-end processing
Molecular function (GO): nucleotidyltransferase activity
Source: RefSeq, a predicted model, not a curated record
UUUGGGGAAUCGAAUCACAUAAUCGUCCAAAGCCAUUCCGAAACCCACAGAAAAAAGGGGAAGCGCAAGUUUGGACUAGGCUCCAGGUUAUUGAUAGUUUGUCAUUGUUUCCGUAGUUUAUGAUAUUACAACUACAGUUUGGACUUGAAUUUAUAUUUUAUUCGUUUUAAACUUGUCUUUCCCAGAAAUUCCUCUACCUAUCUCGGCCUGAUGCGCAAGGAAAACACAAGGGUUGAUGCUGCUCUGAACGAGGAAACUAUGUUCUCAAAGAAGAAUGAAUUAGAACCUAAAAAUGAACCUUGCUUGACCCACAAGUCCAACACUUCAGAAGCGAGUGAAAACUCUGAAACACACGAACCUGAUAAAGAUACCUCGGUGGAUAAGAAAAUUGGGAUGGAAGACGAGUUGGUGCUGAAGAAACUGUCCCGAGUUGCGGUCUCGUCGAAACCUGGUGGAGCUUGGGCAGCAGGUCCACCUAGCAGCAUGUUGCAUGACACAAACUUGGAGAGAAGCGAGGCUCCUUCACAACAUAAAAGUCCUCAAGUGGAAACCAAAGAAGUUACCAUAGAGUCUGCCGACCGUAGUAGAGAAAGUCAGUUUUCUGAAAAAACCAAACAGGAAACUGGAAAGUCAAAAGAACAAAGCCAUUUGAAAGGAAGUUCAAAGUCUUCUCCAGUCUCGUCAACUUCGAAGCAAACUACGCCACGGUCCUUUAACUCUGUAGGAAGGGAAACAGUGACGAAUGGCAACAUAGGGCAUUCGAAAAGUGACGCGCUGAGUAGCUCAUGGCCUGUUUUGGGAACGAUGGGACAGCCUUUAUCUGUCGUGAGUCCAGGAGCCGGACCAUAUGCUACUGUUUUGAAUAGUCAAAAACCUGGAGAAGGAGAUGAUUCCAACGUUCGUGAAUGGAAAAAGCAGAAAGAUGUGAAUCUAGGCUCUGAAGUGGGCAGUGAAUCAUCGAAAUAUUCUCCUUUUCUAACUAAUUGCUACCACUCUGUGCAAUAUCCUUUUUAUUCCUAUCCAUCACCUUAUAUGCCUAUGCAGAAUAUGUUUUUCCCACCUUGGUUGUUAUAUCCAUAUGCUCCUCCCGUGGCAUUUCCAAGACCUCGGAAUAUAAGUGGUGCUUACGCAUCGAAUGCUCAUUUACAUGACGGAGAUCAACAGAAAGAGUCCAAUAAUAUGGUUAACAGCAAGGUACCUUUCAGUGUUCAACAUACACAUGGAGGAAACCUGUCUCAUGGAGAGUCCACUUCAGACUCACAGAAUGCACAGAAACAAGAUGGAAUGGAAGCACAAAAGGACUUGAAAGUUACCAAGAAAGACAACCUUCAACCUUAUGGUGGAGCGGAAAAGAGUCCAAAGGGUAGUUCUUCAACAAAUGGAAAGAACACAUUUUCUCCUCUAGUAGCAUCACCUCCUCCGUUUGGAAGUUUUCCUGGUUCUUUUGAGAAGAGUCAGUCGAUGGCGGCAUUUUAUUCUCCAUGGCCUAUGAUGACACCUCCAUUCUUUUGGUUUCCAGAUCCAAGAAUGAUUGAUCCAUAUCAAACAGUCACAGAAACAGCAUUGUACUUACAUCAGAGAAUUAGACCCACUAAAGACGAAUCUAUUCGGAAAGCAUCCUUAUUCCGUCAUUUGUACAAAUUGUGCCAAAAUGAGUGGAAACAUUGUGAUUUGUGGAUGUUUGGUUCUUCUAUUAAUAGUUUUGGUUUGAGAAGUGGCGACUUGGAUAUGUGUCUAACCGUUCCUUCAGAAGAUGCCAUUCAUCGAGUAACUGGAGAGAGGCUUGAAGAAAGACAUAUAGUGAAUAGACUGGGUGUAAUUCUGAGACAAGCCAAAAUGGAAAAUGUGGAAUGUCGAUUUAGGGCAAGAGUCCCUAUUGUCAAGUUUCAUGAUCCGUUAACUAGACUCUCCGUAGAUGUUUGCAUCAAUAACAAACUUGCGAGACAUAAUUCAGCACUUCUGAGAACCUAUGCAUCUUUGGACCCUCGGGUUCAGGUCUUGGGCCUUUUAAUUAAGUAUUGGGCAAAAUGUCGCGGUAUUAAUCAGCCAUUUACUGGCACUUUAAGUUCCUAUGCCUAUAUUCUGUUACUAAUUCAGUUCCUUCAAUUACGAAACAAGCCCCUUCUUCCAUGUUUACAACAAUCAAUUGGUGGUCAGGCUUGCACAGUCAGCGAUAGUAUUCCUAAGGUAUUUGUGGAUAAUUGCAACGUUUAUUUCGAUACUUGUAUAACUGGGUAUACCUCCUUGUUGAGUAGUCUGAAUUCGGAGUCAGUUGGAUUGUUACUGACUGAGUUUUUUGGAUUUUACGCGUAUUCAUUCGAUUAUUCAAAAGAUGUAGUGAGCAUUCGUUCUGGUCGUUUGUUGACUAGAGAAGAGAAAGACUGGUUUGUUCCUCCACUAGAUGCACGUAUUGAGGAAAGUGAUGAGGAGGACGAACAUGUCAGUUUGGAUAAUCACAACGCUACAACAUCACCAUUGGACUCUCAUGCGGACAUUUUUCCUCAUGAUAUGGCUUUUGUUCACAGAGAGCCACAUGAUAAGGUUGGACAAAAGGCAAUUUCGGAUGAAGAAGGUAUCAAACAUACAAAUUCUUCCGUUCUGUCACCUAAAAUGCCAGUAAUGAAUAUUUGGAGAAUGCCGAAGAAGCAUAAACGUUUUAAAGAACUGCAUGUCUUUUGUAUUGAAGAUCCAUUUGACACUUCACAUGAUAUUGGGCGUGUCGUAGAUGAAGAUAGUUUGGAAGUACUGCGUGAGGAGUUUAUUCGUGCUUAUGAAGUCAUACGUACCACUGGGAACUUUUUAGAGGUGUGUCGUCCGUAUGAACCUGAAGUGACAUCAUGAAUGAGCGUCUUCUUGGUUGGUAUAUGGGAAAUACUAACUUGAAACAUUAAAACGAAAUGGCCAUUA